AUGCCCAUUCUGCUCUCGAUUAACGACCAUAUACAGGGGAGGGAAGGCAUUCUUAAUGAGUGCGUUGACUCCGAUAUAUCACCACGGGGCCCCGACAGCGAUUCCGACUCCGAUGAUGCAACGGCAAGUAUAGGACAGAAGAGGAAAAGUUCACGGCGUGCUUCCAGCAUGAAGAAACGGAAGAGGGUCUUGGCCAAGUCCGAAUGGGCCGAUGCAGUUCCAUCACACAAGAGCAAGCGGUCAGAGGCCCAAAAGGUCAACGAGAACGAUGUCUGCGACAAAACCCGUAGAUACGCAGAGACACUGCUCAAGAUGAAGUCUCUCGACGAGCAGGGUCAGCUUGUCGUUACGCCAAACUGGAACAAGAAUGAGACCAUGGCGGAUCACGUAUCUCGCCUUGCGUUGGCGAUGUUGAGUAGAGAUGCAGUCAAGCAGUUCGUCUUGGAAGACGGCGAUCCAACGUACAUGUUUCUGGCGCAACGGGGCAAGCAGACAAAUGAAACCGGAAAAGGGAUUGACUACGAUCAGAUCUGCAACAGAAACGAUCAGUUGCAGUUCGCGAAAAGCUACCAAGCUCUCAGGGAUGAAAGACAAUUCGACCGACUAGUGCAUGUCGAUUAG
Molecule: messenger RNA, 621 nt
Organism: Fusarium mangiferae
Lineage: Eukaryota; Fungi; Ascomycota; Sordariomycetes; Hypocreales; Nectriaceae
Exons: 1
Coding region: 1-621 (206 amino acids)
Source: RefSeq, a predicted model, not a curated record